Ostertagia ostertagi is the source of this 366-nucleotide messenger RNA. The record is from the annotation of a GenBank genome assembly. NCBI's taxonomy places the organism in Eukaryota, Metazoa, Nematoda, Chromadorea, Rhabditida, Trichostrongylidae.
AUGUCCAGAAAGUAUGCACAUAGGAUGCGACCCGUUAUUGGUACCGCUGCUUCCCAAACGUCGUUCGAAAUUCCUACAAACCCAACCGAAUACACUUGGAACCAGAGUUGCUUCCUUCCAUUCCUUAUUUUCUUUGCGCAACUCCAAGAUCUAAGAGAUCUCAGCUUUAAGAACUGGCUGCGGCAGCAGGAUUGCCACGAACCGACACACGUCCCCACAACUCUUACCCACCCGCCUCGUCCACGACUUCCCCGUACCCAUCACGUGAGAUCUCCGGACCAUGUCUACGAUGAGCUGAAGAAGGUGUUGAUCCUCGCUGGAGCAUUCUUCUUCAUCACAAUUGUUUGCGUGAUGUCAAAACUGCAG